UGUUGUGUUCAGUGUAGACGUGACACCAGUUACUGCUUCUGACCAGAUCAGGCAAACAGUGAAGGACUUCAGUUACUGUGCAAGAUGAGAGGUUCACUGUUACUGCUUAGUGCUCUGUUACUGCUGGAGUCCACAGUGGAAAUGAAAGAAUAUCAACUAGGCCAACCUGAGACAAACAAAAUUAUUGACAAGGCAAUAAAAGCCGCCAAUGAGAGACAUGGAAAAACCAAACACCUUGAUUUUGACUCCAUUUUAAGUUCUAAUUAUGACAAGCGCAUGCUUAAUGUGUUAUUAAAACCCACCACAUGUGACAAGACAGAACCGUUUGUCCAUCGGAAAGAAUGUAAAAUCCGAAAUGCUACACCUCAAGUUUCUUGCAUUGAAUGUCGGGGAGAGAUUACCUGUUUCCUUCUCAAAGAACAAGAGAAGAUUAAACAAAAUGUAUCCAAUUGUUUGAAUCCCCCAAAGAGAUCCCAUAUUGCUGGGGGUGUAAAUCUGUUGGCACAAACGGCAGAAGAUGAGCAACAAACUGGAUGUCUGGGAUGCAUCUGAGAAAUAAAAACGAUCAAGGAUCUUUGAAACUGGCCAUGAAAAAAAACAAACAAGACAAAACAAAAUUACUAAUGAAAUGUACCCUAUAAUAUAAUUUUGACCUCUCAGGCCAAGUUUCUUUAUCUUGAAUUUAAUUAUGAAGAUUAAUGUGUAUUUUUGCUCAAUUAUCAGUUUUCUCAGUAUGUUUCAAUGUUAUGAUGCAAUUUUGGGAGAAAUAUGGAAAAUACAGUAGCCUUCAUUAGUAUGUCCUAGUGUUUAAUAACAUACAAGUCAAAUUAAUAAUUGUUUUUGGCACUGAAUUUGAGAGGUCCAGCAUUUUGAAGAGAUCUGUAAACGGACGUCCUCCAGUGAGACGCUGGUAUUUACUGGUUGCGGUUGUUUUAGUGGUUUAGUGUUUUAAAGUAAGGGGACUUGAAGGUAUGAAGGAUUUUUAUUUUUUUUUAUUAAUCAUAACUAACAUUUCUCUUUCUUGCAGGAUUAACAUUUAUAUGCUUUUGAAAACUAAAUGUCCCCAAUUGUUAGUGUGUCUGAAUAUUACAAAAGGGGAAACAAAACUAGAAGGAGGAAACUAAACUAAACCCUGUCUAAAUAUAUAACCUCAUGACUUGAGUAACAAGCUGAAGUAAUCAUGAAAUCCAGAUUUGCUUUUACCUAUAGAAACAGAAGGGUUUGCUGAAUUAUACAUAUCAAGAACCAAUCAUAUUGUAGAAAAAUGAUGUAAUGAAUCAUGUCACCUUUUUCAUGCUCCUAUGCUAUAAAAACUGUUUUUGUUGGAGGAUUCUCUCUGAAAAUGGUCAGAUCCUCCCGGCUGUGAUUAAAGCAUAUUCAAAGGCA
Megalobrama amblycephala (Wuchang bream) is the source of this 1386-nucleotide messenger RNA. RefSeq names its product cystatin-like protein. The transcript is spliced from 4 exons. The record is from RefSeq and is a predicted model, not a curated record. Bases 85 to 552 code for a protein of 155 amino acids. Lineage: Eukaryota; Metazoa; Chordata; Actinopteri; Cypriniformes; Xenocyprididae.